AUGUGGUGCCAACUACUCGGUCUAGCAGCCCUUGGACUUUCAAGCCCAACCUCGGCCGACUGGACUGGCUCUGGGUCGGAUUGGGUCUGUAACUCGGGCAUCUACGGGCAAUAUGCUCAAUUGGCACACUACGGACCAGCGGAGCAGUAUUGUGCUGCCCGUUUCCCUGAGCCGGCCGUCACUGUCACUGUCACGGCUUCCGCUCACUCUCAUGGCUGGUCUCACAAGCGUUCGUGGGCACCGCCGAACCCACUCAACUCGCUGCUGCAGCAGUUAGAGCAGUUGCCACCACAUGAACAAGAGACGGCUUGUUCGUGCAUCGAGGUUCCAGCAACCAUCACAGUUACUGUCGAACCUACCUGGAAGACUAAGACUUCAACGGGUGCGAUCACAUCCUCUACUUCGAGUCCCAUCACCACAAUAGCUGCCACCACUACUCCUAUACCUACGACUACCACCACGACUCCUAUACCUACGGCUACAACUACGACUAGUGCUGUGCCUACUACCACGACUACCACCACGUCAACUACAACGACUACCACAACUACUACAACAACUACUACAACAACUACUACAACAACUACUACCACAACAACUACUACUACAACUACUACAACACAAUUCACCUCCUGCCCGACCGACCAGGCGAUAGUCCCCGGCCCAGGCUGUGGCCAGUGCCAGUGGACAGUGUACUGCGGCACACAGCUGACGUAUCUCGACUCGAACCCGAACUGGGACAUAUUGCCACAGCCCAGCUACGAGGCGUGCCUGGAAGAGUGCGACAGCAACGGCUUUUGCGAUGCCUUCACCUACAACGACGCCACGGGGGAGUGCCACCAGUUCCUCUACUCGGACGAGAUCUCGUUUAUCCCAGCCUCUGCGGGCUGGGAUAGCGGCGUCUUCAUCGAAGGCACCUGCAGCAAUUUUAACUGUGCCGCCUACGAGUGCCCGAGCGAUAACCCCGAGUGCCCCUCUGCGACGUAG
Molecule: messenger RNA, 987 nt
Organism: Cladophialophora psammophila CBS 110553
Lineage: Eukaryota; Fungi; Ascomycota; Eurotiomycetes; Chaetothyriales; Herpotrichiellaceae
Exons: 2
Coding region: 1-987 (328 amino acids)
Source: RefSeq, a predicted model, not a curated record